Molecule: messenger RNA, 691 nt
Organism: Exophiala viscosa
Lineage: Eukaryota; Fungi; Ascomycota; Eurotiomycetes; Chaetothyriales; Herpotrichiellaceae
Exons: 1
Coding region: 98-370 (90 amino acids)
Source: RefSeq, a predicted model, not a curated record
UGACACCCCAGUUCAGCGCACGUACCAUCUCUCUGCAUCUCCCAUUUGCGUACCAACUUCCUUCUCAGAGCUUCUGCACGCUUUGGACCUUCUACGCAUGGUUCUACAGCAUUUCCUGUUCCAGAUCGUGGUCAUUGCGUCCCUCCGCACAGAGACAUCGGGGACGAAUACCCACGCCUCGAUCAUGGCCACGUUGGACAGCGCAUGGCAAUCGGCUGCCGGCUUGUCCAGCUGUUGCAUGUCCUCGACUUUCAGAAGCGCCGAAUCCCUAAGUGCGGGAAUCGCGGGUUUGGUACCACACGGUGAGCAUCAGACACGACGAUCAUGCUGUGAGGACGGCUCGAAUUUUUCCUUCUCUCAUCUGCCGUGAUGGCGCUCACCCGGUCGAGUGGGCCUGGCAGUUGAUUCGAACUAGCUUACUAUGGAAUUCUCAUUUCACCAUACUAUACUGAGGAACUGUGUUGAAGAUCAUCGUCGGAAUUGACUACUCUAGGCACAAGAUGCACCACUCAAGCUUCAUCCCGCGGUCCUCCGCAGAAUGCGGCAUUCUGAGCCGACUACACUUUUCUGCCACGGGCCAUCAGAUUCUCACUGACCAUCAUCCACGUGGCGUGGCGAAACCUGUGAGCUCCCACCACAUCGGUCAUGGUAUUCAUUCUUCUGGUAGCGAGAAAUGCUUGGGCCUCUUCUC